AUGAUCUGCGGGGGUUGUCGUCUAUUACUGAACACAGAUUGUUCCUUACAUUGCCACACUUGUGAUAUCAACUAUCACUAUGAAUGCCUAAAUAUAAACAAGGAGCAGUUUGUAACGCUUUCAAAAGAAUUUCGUACCUCUUGGACCUGCCCUGCAUGUGUGAAUGUAACAAGACGUAUAAAAACUAACUUAAGCACACCUGUACGUCACAAUCAGGUACCAUCUACGGAACAGUCUAUGGACCUAUCAUGCGAAAUUGUGAACAAAAGUGAGGCGCACAUACCAUCAGAUUCGGACUCCAUCGAGAAAUUUAAUGAACUGCUUAAUACUAUCAAUUUGUGGCGUAACGACAUGAAUUCUAACAUAAUGAGUAUUAGAGAUGAAAUUAAGAAUGAUAUGAACUCUAACUUUAUGAGUAUUAGGGAAGAAAUUAAAAAUACCUUAAGUGACAUCCAAUCUGAAAUUAAGUCUCUACGAGAGGAGCAAGCCACCCUGAGACAAAAUGUUUCUAAUAUAAACAUAGAAUUAUCGUCCCUUCAAAACUCCAUUCAAUUUCAAUCUGACGAACAUGGUAUUUUGAAACAUAGAGUCGAUGAAAUCGCACGUGUUGCUGGUGAACAGACCACAUCAGCAACUGCAGGACUACAGUACAGAAUCGACUCCCUGGAACAACAAGCCAGACAGACAAAUGUUGAAAUCUGUAACGUACCGGAGCGUAGAAAUGAAAACCUUAUAGGUAUUAUCGAAGUCAUUGGAACAGCGAUCCGCUUCCCCAUUUCAAAGGCAGACAUUGUGUCGAUACAUCGGGUUCCUCACGCACACAGCACAAAUGAUAGACCUAAAAACAUCAUUGCUAAAUUCAGCACACGUAUACAUAGGGACAAUAAAAUUGCAGCAUAUCGUAAAGCAAAAUCACUGAGCGAAGACGAUGAUAUGAUUAAGGCGCUCUACGCUCAAAAUAAGGACAUUUUCGUGGGCCUACCAGAAGAAGAUAAGGAAAUGGUGGUAAAAUUUAAAAAACGCACACGAAAUCCUAAGACAUUGCACAUAAUCUUACAGGUGAAGCCUAACGUAUGGCAGAGGAUGACGGAAGCUGGAGCCAAUCAAUCAAUUCAACCAUCGAAGAACACCAGCAGAAAUAAAGUAAUCAUGUCGGAUGUGGAGACUGCUUCUUCAAUCAAGUCCUCCCAAAACCUUUCUGUUGCUCCACCUAGACCUCCACGAUCGCUGCGGGAAAAAGUACUUACAAAAUCCAGUUUAUCAAAAGCAACACCUAGCGAGAAGUUGUCGCAGCCAUCAUCUCAUCCCGCAACAGGAAAACGUCCAGCGGACUCUGCUCCGACAGACGCAUCUACAACAAGAAAAAAUGCCUCUUCGCACACCCCCACUCUGGGAACUAAAAUGUCGCAAACUUCAGUUAAAAGCGACAGCUCGAUCCGAUCCUCCGUUUGUGACCCGGUAGAUGCGGCUAUCGACAAAGUAGCUAACUGGAAGCAGGAAGAAAUUCCUCCACUUCCAGUUUUAUCCGACGAAGAACUUUCGAUCACAUCUGCGUCGGAAUCACCACUAUCGGAGGCACCGGAAAAAGGAAGACCCAGCCUGCUUUUUAACUCCAACAGGCGACUGGGGGUGGAAAUGGAUAUGGCAACAAAAGAAGCGAACGAAAUGCUUCUGAGAGGGAAGGAAGCGCUAGAAAUGGCAGGGAAUAUGAAGAGGGAGUGUAAGUUAACAGCUUUAGAGAGUCUGCAGUCCCUCUACGAGAUGGUCCUGGCGCUGUCAGAUUCCAGAUCUAGACAUAAGCAUAAUCUAGAAAGGGAACGCUCACGCAACGCUCAAGAACUAAUGCGAGUGGAGCGCGCCCAUAACAAGAUCAUCACCCAGCUUAUGAAGGAAAUGGCUUCCGAACUAGGCCAUGCCAGGACAGAUAUAAAAAAUACCCUCCAGGAAUCCAAGGCGAUACGGGGUUGGUUGAACUUCGAAACCCAAGAGCCCUUCCGCAAAACGAGCGACCUACUCAAAGCUGUGACGGACUUAGACAAACGCAUAGGUGUGAUUCAGUCGAACUUGAGUCAGCAGAAGCAAGAAGGUGCAGACAACAUUUUAUCUCACCUAAGAGUGGACCUUACUGGAGUAAAAUCUAGUGUGGAAACACUCAAACUUCAAUUGGACGAAAUGCGCAGAGUCAUCGAAAAGUCCGAAAACAACACCAAGAAGGUUCUGGAGACCGGCCAAAAAACCCUGCUACGCCUGGAGUCACCACCAUCCCACCCCUCAGAGGAAAUAAGUAAAACGUUGGAACAUGAGCUGAAUGGAAUGAAGAGUUCGCUGAAGGAGAUAGAUACAAGUAUCAGAUCUGGACUUUCAAUGUUACCUUCAGCGGACUCCAGUAAAAUAUUCCAAACCAGCAUAAGGGAACAUCUUCAACCUAUAGAAGAACACUUAGGUGCAAUGUCAUCCGAGCUGAGGACGAUGAUAGAGCAGAAGCAACGGGCCCCAUCACCUACAGCCCCAAGUCUAGCAACAGAGCUUGCACAAACUGGCGAAGCAGCAACAAAGCCAAAAAAGACAUACGCCAGAGUGGCUGCAAGCCCUCCCCUUCCUAAACCCAAUCACAGUCUCAUUAUCACAUCAACUGAUUCGAAAAACACAGCCGAAAAUAUCAUCGAGAGAAUCAGGGAGGCUCUAGACACAAAAAAGACUGGAGCCAAAGUAGAUAGGGAGGCGGAAAUCCACGACGAUCUGGAACCCAUCACAAUAGCCUACACAAAAGCAAUCCAGGAAUCUUGCGAUGAGACUAUUCCGAAAAUGGGCACGAGGAGGGUGAAUGCAACGCCCCCAUGGUGGUCAAAAUCCCUCAACCAACUCAAAAAAGAAGUCCAUAGGAAAAAAGACGUAUUAGAAAUGCGGCACCAAGUCGAAGACAACACGUAA
Messenger RNA from Parnassius apollo (apollo), 2931 nucleotides. Lineage: Eukaryota; Metazoa; Arthropoda; Insecta; Lepidoptera; Papilionidae. The record is from the annotation of a GenBank genome assembly.